Messenger RNA from Ixodes scapularis (black-legged tick), 2305 nucleotides. RefSeq names its product RING-type E3 ubiquitin-protein ligase PPIL2. Gene Ontology annotation, molecular function: ubiquitin-ubiquitin ligase activity; peptidyl-prolyl cis-trans isomerase activity. Bases 135 to 1673 code for a protein of 512 amino acids. Gene Ontology annotation, cellular component: catalytic step 2 spliceosome. The transcript has a single exon. The record is from RefSeq and is a predicted model, not a curated record. NCBI's taxonomy places the organism in Eukaryota, Metazoa, Arthropoda, Arachnida, Ixodida, Ixodidae. Gene Ontology annotation, biological process: protein polyubiquitination; protein folding; protein peptidyl-prolyl isomerization.
GUAGCGCUUUCGACAUCACGCAAUGGUUCUUGGUUCGUUCUGAUUUUCUGGCCAGGAAGCUAGAAAGCCAGAAACCAGUCAAUAUUUGCCUAAAUUAAGUUCUCUGUGAAAUUCACAAGCCCUAAUUGUCAAAUAUGGGGAAGCGACAGCACCAAAAGGACAAACUCUACCUCACCACGACAGAGUGGUCGACCAUCUACGGUGGGCGACGCACGGCGAGUCGUGAGGGCGAAUCUGCCGAAUUCAAAAGACUGCCCUUCGAUCACUGCGCGCUGUCGCUACAGCCUUUCGAGCACCCGCUAUGCACGCCCGAAGGCGUCAUAUACGACAUUAUGAACAUCGUGCCGUUCAUCAAAAAGUACGGCAUCGAUCCGGCCACCGGAAAGCCCAUCGAAGCCAAGAAACUGGUACGCCUCAACUUCGUCAAGAACUCGGAAGGCAAGUACCACUGUCCGGUCCUCUACAAGGUGUUCACCGAAAACUCGCACAUCGUCGCCAUCAAACCUACGGGCAAUGUCUUCUCGUACGAAGCUGUCGAUCAGCUCAAUCUGCGCGCCAAGAACUUCAAGGACCUGCUGACGGACGAACCGUUCACUCGGCAGGACAUCAUCACCUUGCAAGACCCUGGAAACCUGGAAAAAUUCAACGUCUCCCGCUUUCAUCACCUCAAGCACAACCUCAAGGUUGUGGAUCCCGAAGAGGAGAGGUUGAAGUCCGACCCCAAAUACACACUGAGGGUGGUUAGCUCCGAAACGCGGUCCAUCCUGGACACACUCGACAAAGAGUAUAAACCAGCCGAGAAAACGGAGAAGGUCGUCAAGAAGGCAGACAAAUUCAAUGCCGCCCACUACUCGACCGGAGCGGUGGCGGCCUCUUUCACUUCAACUGUCAUGGAGCCGACCACGCAGCACGAGCCGGCCAUCUUGGCAGACGACGUUGUCCGCUACUCCAUGGUGAAGAAGAAAGGCUACAUCCAGCUGCAGACGACGCACGGUAACCUCAAUCUGGAGCUCUUCUGCGACAUGGUACCCAAGACGUGCGAGAACUUCCUCGGCCUUUGCAAGAAGGGCUACUAUGACGGAACCAAGUUCCACCGGUCCAUACGCCAUUUCAUGGUCCAGGGAGGAGAUCCGACGGGCACGGGAAAGGGCGGGGAGUCCCUUUGGGGAAAACCGUUUCGGGACGAGUUUAAGCCUAACCUCGUGCAUCAGGGCAGGGGGAUGCUCAGUAUGGCCAACGAGGGACCCGACAUGAACAAGUCGCAAUUCUUCAUCACGUACCGUUCCUGCCGGCACCUGGACUCGAAGCACUCCGUCUUUGGGAAGCUUGUCGGAGGACUCGAGGCGCUGAACGCCAUUGAGUCGGUGGAGACGGACAACAAGGACAGGCCGAUCGAGGAUAUCGUUCUGCUGAGGGCAGUGGUCUUCGUCGACCCUUACGAAGAGGUCGACGAGGAACUCCGUAAGAAGAGGGAGGAGGAGAGGACGAAGCAGGAGGUGCACGAGUCGGGGGAAAAGCGGAAGGCCAAGAGGGUGUUGAAGGAGUUCCACAAGGGCGUCGGCAAGUACAUCGAUCCCGAGGAAGCCAAGAAGAGCCAGGAAGUGGUGGCUGAGCUACCCGAAAAGAAGAAGAAGGUUGUGUCGGGAAAGUUUGGAGACUUCUCCGGUUGGUGACGACGGAUUCCGAGGGCUGUUAGUAUCUUUCGAUUCGUUUUCGCAAAACUACAAUUUUUGGAACGCGUCUUUGACUGAUGUUUUUGGCGUCCCGUCCCACCCGUGCAUUGAAAGCGGUCCCGUGGCAACAAAUGGCGUCGCGGAGGCUAGCGCGUCAUGUUGUCAGAUGUAUAUGUGAUCCUGGCGGUUGGUGCCAAGGGUCCUGGCAGAAAGUGUAAGCGAACACGGGUGUUGCAGUCGUCACAGAGUCCCGACACCUGGCUGCCGAAGUUUCCAUGGACUGUUAAACUGUAGUGCGAUUUGCAGCAGAACAGGCGUCUGCUACACCCGCCACCACCACUGCUGUGACACGAACAGGAUCGCAGGCGGAGACAGCGCAACACUCAAGCGACAUCACUGGGCAGACAUAGAGGAUCGGACACGCAUUGCAGGCACCACAUCGCAACGAACGUGUUGUUUGCUUUUCUUUUGGACUUCGAGGAAAGAAGUCCAAAAGCCCUCAAGUACAUUGCGCAUCUAAAUUGUGCAGGACUGCCCCGAUGCGACAGGUGUUCCUCUGAUGUAAUGGGACAAACCCGACAGUUGCUGGGAAACAAAUGUCAUCAAAAAUGAAAAUAUUGGUGAUUACAGAA